AUGGAGCUUAAGCACCAACUUGGUCUUCUUUGCGUUAUAUUGCUUUUACCAGCACUAAGCAUCGCCACUAAUAAUGACUAUUGCCCUUUGAAUUCUUAUAAGAACUCUAGGGCAUCCUAUUAUGGCACCCGUGAUGGUUAUGGGACUCCAAGUGGAGCAUGUGGAUUUGGCGAAUAUGGAAGAAUGGUCAAUGAUGGCAAGGUUGCAGCGGUAUCUUCUGGGCUAUGGAAAGGUGGAAGUGGCUGCGGUGCAUGCUAUCAGGUUAAAUGUAAAGUACCAACAUUGUGCAAAGUCAACGGGGUAACCGUGGUGGCAACAGAUUAUGGUGAGGGAGACAGAACAGAUUUCAUACUGAGUCCACGCGCUUUUGAGAGUUUGGGUGUGAGUCUUAAUGCAUCUAAAGAGCUCAAAAAAUACGGUACUCUUGAUAUUGCAUACAAGAGAGUUCCUUGCAAUGGCAAGAUUGUUAUUAAGAUCCACGAAAGUAGCAGCAACCCUGGAUACUUUGCUAUGGUGCUUCUCAGCCAUGGUGGAUUAUACGAUGUCACUAGUGUUGAAUUCUGGGAGGAUUCACGCAAACAAUGGAGUCCAUUGCGUAGAGCUUAUGGGGCAGUGUUUGACUAUGCUAACCCACCAAGGGGUCCACUCUUCUUGAGGUUCCAAGUGACUGGUUGUUAUGGAGCUUAUUGGCAAAAACUAAAUAAACCUAUCCCUGCUAAUUGGCAGCCGAAAAUGAUUUUUAACUUUUGACAAUGGACUUCAGCUUUAAUAAUUAAUACUUAAAACUUCAUACUUUGGGCCUGGAAUCAUAUAAUAUAUCAUAAAUAAAUAAAUAGCCACUCUUAUUCAGAUGAAAUUCUGAUCUGGUUCUACGAAUAAUGGUGAGUGUGUCUGUGUGGUGUGUGUAUUGUUGGGUGAAUUUGUUUUUGUAUGUUA
Messenger RNA from Arachis stenosperma, 936 nucleotides. Its product is annotated as expansin-like B1. The record is from RefSeq and is a predicted model, not a curated record. The transcript has 4 exons. Bases 1 to 750 code for a protein of 249 amino acids. Gene Ontology annotation, cellular component: extracellular region. NCBI's taxonomy places the organism in Eukaryota, Viridiplantae, Streptophyta, Magnoliopsida, Fabales, Fabaceae.